AUGAGCAUCACGCCGAAAAAUAUAUUUUCCUUUCUUUCCAUUCAUGUUGUCUGCUAUACAGCUACGAAUGGUGAGAAAUAUCCUUGUGGUUUUCUUUUGUCGGAAACCCCCGAGAUGAUGUCUAUACGUUUGAAGCAUGAAAAUUGUUACCAAAAAAUUAACCAUAUGUGUGUAAGGAAUCCAAUCAAAGGAGAAUGGCACGAGGCACAAAUUCUUCAAAAUAUAUUCAGUCAAUAG
Molecule: messenger RNA, 237 nt
Organism: Clunio marinus
Lineage: Eukaryota; Metazoa; Arthropoda; Insecta; Diptera; Chironomidae
Source: the annotation of a GenBank genome assembly